Molecule: messenger RNA, 1191 nt
Organism: Ostertagia ostertagi
Lineage: Eukaryota; Metazoa; Nematoda; Chromadorea; Rhabditida; Trichostrongylidae
Source: the annotation of a GenBank genome assembly
GCAGUGAUUGAUGACUGGAUCUUUUCCUACGACAAGAUACCGGAUCCGGUCCUGGUGAGUUGUUGGGAUGGCAACAACUGGAAUAUCACGGAAGACGAUUGUCGAACUGACGUCGUCCCCCCACUGCGCAUUUUCGAGGAAUACAAUAAUAUGACGCAAGAAAUCGACAUGGCGAUGAUGUACUGGAUGAACAGGACUCGGACGAUACCGUUCACUAAAUUCUUCAAGCAGUACGCGCUCAGCUUUUAUUGGUCUGCAUUGACGCUGGUUACUCUUGGUGAACAGCCAUCACCGACGGACACCUUCCAAAACUCGUUUGAAAUUUGCGACACUCUGCUAGGAUUGGUGUUGUUUGCGGUUAUCGUUGGUGAUGUCGGUAACAUGGUGACCAACAUGAACAUGAAACGCUCGGAUUUCGAAGAGGUUCUCGACGGAUGCAAGAGCUAUAUGAUCUACAGGUAUGUCUAUCAAGAAAUCGCUGAAUUUCUGCCACCUCGACUCUACGGUCAACUGGCUGUGCAUAUUCACAUGGAAACGCUCAGAAGAGUGAAGCUUUUCGAGGAUUGUGAGCCGAAUCUCCUCUACGAACUGAUUCUGAAACUCGAACUACGAGUCUAUUCGCCGCUGGACUACGUGUGUAGAAAAGGUGACGUCGGUACAGAAAUGUAUAUUGUGAAAGCGGGAAGCGUUGAGGUUGUCAAUGAGGAUGGCACGAAGGUUUUCGUUCAACUUGGAGUUGGCACUGUGUUCGGGGAGCUGUCGAUCCUCAACAUUCCGGGGAACAAGAAUGGAAACCGCCGGACAGCAAAUGUACGAUCUGUUGGAUAUUCAGACCUCUAUGUGCUUAGCAAAGACGAUUUGUGGGCAGCUCUUCGUGAAUAUCCGGAGGCUAAGCGCUCCCUAAUGGCAAAAGGAAAAAGUAUUCUGGCCAAAGACAAUUUGCUUGAAGACGUCCCAGAAGAAGAAGAACUGGAACCGGAUGCACCUAUUGAGGAACAGCUGGACGCAGCUUCUCGUGCCAUAAAUGAAAUCGAAAGAUUACUUGACGAGGCAGAGAAAAACUUUCGGGAAUCAUCAGCGCGCACCAAACGCAAGCUGUUCAGAGUUGAAAGGGAGGUCGACAAGGAACUGAAGCAAAUUUUGGAAGAGCCAUCACCUUCUAUUGCGUGCAGGAGAGCGUCCGCGCGUUAG